Bactrocera dorsalis (oriental fruit fly) is the source of this 3078-nucleotide messenger RNA. RefSeq names its product protein phosphatase 1L. The record is from RefSeq and is a predicted model, not a curated record. NCBI's taxonomy places the organism in Eukaryota, Metazoa, Arthropoda, Insecta, Diptera, Tephritidae. Gene Ontology annotation, biological process: protein dephosphorylation. The coding region runs from base 787 to 2469 and encodes 560 amino acids. Gene Ontology annotation, molecular function: protein serine/threonine phosphatase activity; cation binding. The transcript has 7 exons.
CUGCCAGUGCGCUUAUGCGCAGCCAGCAAGUGUUUUUGUUAGUUCCUUAAACAUUUAUUAAGUGCAACAGUAUUUCGGUGAAAUGCAAACGAAAGAGAGCAAGCAAUAAAAACACUGCGGUGCAAUAAUAAAUAAUAAUGACUAUGCCGAUGUAAAAACAAUGCACAUGCCGCGGCAGCAAAAGCAGCAAUAUUGGCGGCGACUGCAAACGCCGCUGCUGCUGCUGCGACAAGGAAGAAUAUUCGAACGCGUUGAAAUAAUAAGUUUAGUUUGCCGUUGGGGACAACAAUAAUAAGUUCGACAAAAUGCGAAAUCGCGUAACUUAAUUUUAACUGCUCCGCUGAAUUUAUUUGUUUAUUUUUUUUAUGACUAGCGAAGUAGCUAACGAACUUGCAAUUUGAUUAACACACCACAAUACGAACCAGUACGUGUAUGCAAUGAAGUAAUCGGAAAAUUAUUUUUAUUUGAAAAUAUGUACAUAAAAUAAUUCAAAAGUGUUAAAGGCUUUGCAAACUAAAAAUUACGUGAUGUGAAAUUAAAAAAAAAAUAAUAAUGGUGUGAAAAUGCAAAGCAAUCUCGAAAUUAAUUAUUAAAUAAUUAUUUAAAUUUUAAUUAAGUAAUAAUAACAAUAAAAAAAAACUAAAAAAAGAUUAAAAAUCAAAAAAUAACUUGUAUUCUCAGUUAAAAUAAUUAACAUUAACAGCGAGAACAGAGAGAAAGUGCCCAUACUCGUAUUACAUUUAGAUUUAAAAAAAAUACUUAUUAAUUGAUAAAAACACAACUUGAAUGACUCAGUAUUAUCGCCAAGCAGGUGAAGAGUGUUCACACUUGAAACUGGAUUCCUUUAGCAUUCAUACAAUGGAUCUGAAAAAGUAUUACCAGCGUCCUCAGCCGCAAAAACUUAACCAUCAACAACAAACGAAGGCAACAAUAAGUAGAAUGGAGCUACGCGCAUACGAGUAUAACUCGCUAAAACGUCCACUUACUAUAAAUACAGCUGUUGAUGCCUGGAGUCGUGGCCUAUUGGGGCGUAUACAAACCACACUUGGUCGUCAGAAGGCAAAUCGUCUGAAGUUGACAAGUGAGGCAAGCGGUCACGGUGAUUAUCAAUGUUGGGAAGAAGUGCGUCAACAAAGUGCCGUUUAUGCGUUACUCGGACGGAGACCACGUAUGGAAGACAGAUACAUCAUCGAAGAGAAUAUCAAUAAUAAUACAGGAAUCUCGUUUUUUGCCAUCUUCGAUGGUCACGGCGGUGAAUUUGCGGUGGAUUUUGCGAAAGAUAUUUUAGUGAAAAAUAUUUACAAUAAAAUUAUCGCAACAACAAAGCUGCUGGGCAAUCAACAACACCUGUCCGAAAGCAAUAAAAAAGCAGCACUCGAUGCUGAUUACGCGGAAUAUGACGCGAGUCCAUACCUGAAGCGGAAGGCAAGCCGUAAAGAUGAAAGCAAUAAGGAGAAUAAUGAGCCGUCAGUGCGGCGACGGGACAGUCUGCGCAAGGCACACAGUACCGCAGAUGAUUGCAAGACACCCUCAGGUGGAAAACAACAAAAGGACACCGAUGUCUUCACUUCCAAACUGAACUCUCUAAUGCGCGGCAGCAACGCAGCCAAGGAUGCACUAUUUGGUGGCGGUAAAGAUGCGGGCAGCGAGAUUGGCAAAUCAAAUGGACCACCACAGAAUUUCGACGCCAAAUGUUACAUUGAAAAUGGUAAAAUUAAUUAUGGCAAAUUAAUCACAGACGAAGUCUUGGCCGCCGACUACAAACUGGUUGAAGCAGCAAAAAAGCAGACCAAUAUUGCCGGCACCACAGCACUGAUAGCCGUCAUCGAGGGCAGCAAACUGACAGUGGCGAACGUUGGCGAUUCGCGAGGCGUUAUGUGCGACUCACGUGGUAUAGCGAUACCGCUGUCAUUCGAUCACAAACCGCAGCAGGUGCGUGAGCGUAAGCGCAUACACGAUGCUGGCGGCUUCAUCGCAUUUCGUGGCGUUUGGCGUGUGGCCGGCAUAUUAGCGACGUCCCGUGCGCUCGGCGAUUAUCCAUUGAAGGACAAAAAUCUAGUCAUAGCCAAUCCGGAUAUAUUAACCUUCGACUUGAAUGACCACAAGCCCACAUUUCUGAUACUCGCCACAGAUGGUCUGUGGGACACGUUCAACAAUGAGGAGGCCUGCACUUUUGUCAAAAAGCAUCUACACGAAGCAGACUUUGGCGCCAAGGCGUUAACAAUGGAAUCAUAUCAACGUGGUUCAGUGGAUAACAUCACCGUGCUGUUGGUAGUCUUUCGUAAUGGCAACUAUCGCAUCAGUUCGGCCACAACAACGAGUGCAACUGCAACGAAGACCCACAAUGCAGCUGCGCCAGCGUCACUGUCCGCUUCGGCGUCGACAGCUAAAUUUCCCGCCACCAAUAAUGCAGCGAAAUUUCCCGUAACAAAUUUAAUUCGUUCGAAUAGUGGCGUCACCGCGAAGUAAAUCUCCCUAAUUGCACCUAUAUACUAUACAUCAUUCUAUAUGUAUGUGUAUAUAUGGAUAUUGUGUCAUCAUAAGGAUGGAGUUGAUAGUGCGCCAAAUGACCAGCGUUAGUGAAAUUAGGAAAAGAAAAACGAGGGUGGGAAGAAAAAUGUAUUUUUAAAAUUAUUUAUGUGCCCUGUUACUAGUUAUUAAGCAUUUCUUUCUAAACCAAAACAUAUUCGAAUAUGAGAUAUGUAUAUAUGCAUAUAAAACACAAACUCGCUAAUAAUACAUUACAGCAUAUUCAUCUAUGUAUGUAUGUAUUGAAUAUAAUAACACUUUUUUAUGCAACACUUCAAGGAAGUCGAGUAAUAUUACACCUACAACAAUAUUAAUUUAUCUAGCUACAUCAAAGCGAACCACUAGCUUCUCGAAACUCGUUUCCACACUGCUUACGCUUUAUAUUUAUUCGGUUUUCAUGAAAAUGCCUUGCAAAUUAUGAGUAUGUGCAUAAGACCCCCUGAUAAUUUAAUUAUAUAAAUUACGAACUAUAUUUAGGAAUUUUUAAAUUUAGUAAAUACACGAAUGUUUAACGAAAAUAUAAUAAAAUUGAAACUAAAACUGAAAUAA